Molecule: messenger RNA, 836 nt
Organism: Pseudo-nitzschia multistriata
Lineage: Eukaryota; Bacillariophyta; Bacillariophyceae; Bacillariales; Bacillariaceae
Source: the annotation of a GenBank genome assembly
UUUGAUCGACGUUGGUGAUACAUUGUUUGAAAGGUUGCUUGCUGCUAAUCUCGCUUAAUUCGCUUGCAAAUUUUUAAAAUAUGUAAGUCUUUUGGCGUCAAUCGAAUCRUAACACAGAUGACUAUAGAAAGGGUCGAUGCAAGGGCAACGUGACAAUCGAGUAGGAGAAGUCGAAAGGAUGUAGAUCCUGAAGGGUUUGACGUUGGACAUUCGUGGGAGCGAUGCCGUGAUUAUUUUGCAUAUAUUGAUGUGAAAUAUUGAUGUCUAUCUAAUAGAUCAAGAUCACUAUCAAUUCGGCAUUAGUAGAUUUUUGGAAUCAAUAUUUCGACCGGCCUAUACUUUUUGGGAUACAAAUGUCAUCGCUUCAAACCAUCAUUAUUUCGUUUCGUUCUGUCAACUCACUUUUUCCAAUCGAUGUAUCAAAAUAAAUCAUUCCUUUUGUUGUUUAGUAAUAAAAAAUGAAGGAACUCGCUACCUACCUUAUGCUCCAAAUCGGUGGAAACGCCUCUCCUUCUAAAGAGGACGUCACCGGAGCCCUUAGCGCCGUUGGUGUCGAAGCUGACAGUGCUUCCCUCGACAAACUCUUUGCCGAUAUCGAAGGAAAAGAAAUCGCUGAAUUGAUCGAAGCCGGAAAGGACCAACUCGCCAAGUUCGGAGGYGGUGGUGGUGGCGGCGGCGGCGCCGCCGCUGGAGGUGCUGCGGCCGAAGAAGAGGAAGAAGAAGAGGAGGAGGAAGAAGAAGCCGAGGCUCCUGCCGGAGGUGGCGGUCUCUUUGGAGAUGAUGGCGAUGGUGAUUACUAGAUYAGGGAAAAGACAAAUUAAACUAGACUACGCCAA